Messenger RNA from Pantherophis guttatus, 590 nucleotides. RefSeq names its product VCP nuclear cofactor family member 1 (gene VCF1). The record is from RefSeq and is a predicted model, not a curated record. NCBI's taxonomy places the organism in Eukaryota, Metazoa, Chordata, Lepidosauria, Squamata, Colubridae.
AAAAGAGGUGGGGGCGGGGGAGAAGGGAGAAGGUUGUUUGGGAGCCGGAUCGCGGCGGCCUUCCGUCUUCGCUGCUUGGGGGUCCGAGCGGACUGGGGCCCAGCCCGGCCAUGAGUUGCCGGGGGCCGCUGCCCAGCGAACGAGGAGCGAGACAGAGGAAGAGGAGACGAAAUGGCAUAGAGGAGGAUGGGCCAGUUCCACAAACUAAACGUGGUAGCCGAAAUGCUGUCUUUCAGGAUUCUUGGGAUACAGAGUCUUCCAGCAGUGAGAGUGGCAGUACCAGCAGCUAUAGCAGCAGCAGCAACAUAAGCAGUCCUGACAGAGCUACUGGGACAGACACCAGCUUACCCCAGAUAAUGCCAGGAUCAAGUCCCGUGACGCCUCCUCAGUCUUUCCACGAGCAGUCUGCACUAUGCCAAGGCCCUUACUUCCACAUCAACCAGAUCCUGAAGGAGGCGCACUUCCACAGCUUACAGAACAGGGGCCGUCCCCCAACAUGAUGAGCCUAGCAGCUCUCUGCCUUCUGUGAAGGGGGACAGCACUGUGUGAUAUUUCAACUUUAAAAAAGAAAUUGUUAAAAUUGCACAAAA